AUGCAGUAUUAUUACACGCGCUGUGUUCAGGGAGGAAUAUGGAGUAUUAUUACACGCGCUGUGUUCAGGGAGGAAUAUGGAGUAUUAUUACACGCGCUGCGUUCAGGGAGGAAUAUGCAGUAUUAUUACACGCGCUGUGUUCAGGGAGGAAUAUGGAGUAUUAUUACACACGCUGCGUUCAGGGAGGAAUAUGGAGUAUUAUUACACGCGCUGCGUUCAGGGAGAAAUAUGGAGUAUGAUUACAUGCGCUGCAUUCAGGGAGGAAUAUGGAGUAUUAUUACACGCGCUGCGUUCAGGGAGGAAUAUGCAGUAUUAUUACACGCGCUGUGUUCAGGGAGGAAUAUGGAGUAUUAUUACACACGCUGCGUUCAGGGAGGAAUAUGGAGUAUUAUUACACAUGUUGCGUUCAGGGAGGAAUAUGGAGUAUUAUUAUACGCCCUGCGUUCAGGGAGAAAUAUGGAGUAUGAUUACAUGCGCUGCAUUCAGGGAGGAAUAUGGAGUAUUAUUACACGCGCUGCGUUCAGGGAGGAAUAUGGAGGAAUAUGGAGUAUUAUUACACGCGCUGUGUUCAGGGAGGAAUAUGCAGUAUUAUUACACGCGCUGUGUUCAGGGAGGAAUAUGGAGUAUUAUUACACGCGCUGCGUUCAGGGAGGAAUAUGCAGUAUUAUUACACAUGUUGCGUUCAGGGAGGAAUAUGGAGUAUUAUUAUACGCCCUGCGUUCAGGGAGGAAUAUGCAGUAUUAUUACAUGCGCUGUGUUCAAGGAGGAAUAUGCAGUAUUAUUACACAUGUUGCGUUCAGGGAGGAAUAUGGAGUAUUAUUAUACGCCCUGCGUUCAGGGAGAAAUAUGGAGUAUGAUUACAUGCGCUGCAUUCAGGGAGGAAUAUGGAGUAUUAUUACACGCGCUGCGUUCAGGGAGGAAUAUGGAGUAUUAUUACACGCGCUGCGUUCAGGGAGGAAUAUGCAGUAUUAUUACACGCGCUGUGUUCAGGGAGGAAUAUGGAGUAUUAUUACACACGCUGCGUUCAGGGAGGAAUAUGGAGUAUUAUUACACAUGUUGCGUUCAGGGAGGAAUAUGGAGUAUUAUUAUACGCCCUGCGUUCAGGGAGAAAUAUGGAGUAUGAUUACAUGCGCUGCAUUCAGGGAGGAAUAUGGAGUAUUAUUACACGCGCUGCGUUCAGGGAGGAAUAUGCAGUAUUAUUACACGCGCUGUGUUCAGGGAGGAAUAUGGGGUAUUAUUACACGCGCUGCGUUCAGGGAGGAAUAUGGAGUAUUAUUACAUGCGGCUGUGUUCAGGGAGGAAUAUGGAGUAUUAUUACACACGCUGCAUUCAGGGAGGAAUAUGGAGUAUUAUUAUAUGUGGUGCGUUUCGUGGUGGACUCUGUGA
Pelobates cultripes (western spadefoot toad) is the source of this 1386-nucleotide messenger RNA. NCBI's taxonomy places the organism in Eukaryota, Metazoa, Chordata, Amphibia, Anura, Pelobatidae. The record is from the annotation of a GenBank genome assembly.